AUGAGUACCAGGCUUCCCUCCCAACAACCGAUUGGCGCGAUGUGUAGCCAAGCAUCGUGGACAACUAUAGUUACCGCUGGAGCUAUAGCAGUCACUUCUAUCUUCCUGAUCGCUUUGAGAUUUUGGACCUCAAGCGGAAAACCCAAGGUCAAGAUACUCCUUCAAGACGAGAUCAAAAGUGCGCGACGGAGGGCUCUGGAGUAUUGCUUCAAUCCUCGAGCUGUUAUGGCAAAAGGAUAUGUAAAGUUCAAAAAUGAGGUCUUUGGUCUUGAUACACAGGAUGGAGUCAAGCUAGUGAUUCCACCGAGCUUCCUCGAUGAACUUAAAAGCCAUCCUGCGCUCAGCUUCAAAGUCUCAAUUGACAAUGACAUGCAAAUCGAGUAUACGCAUUUUGGCGGCCCAGCAGAAUACGUAAUCCACGCUAUCAAGGCUAAUCUGACUGGAUCGCUCUCCGCCUUCACACCGCUCUUGCAUCGCAUGCGACAAGAAUGGACUCCCGUCAAAGUCCACGACAAAGUCCUCCGCCUCAUCGCCACCAACAACGCCCGCGUCUUCCAAGGUACAGCCGCCAGCCUAGACGAAGAAUGGCUCGCCGCCUCCACCGGCUACGUCCUAGCAUGCUUCGACUGCAUCCGUGCUCUCAAGCAAUGGCACCCGUGGCUCCGACCCCUUGUGUACAGAUUCAUCCCCGAACGGGCAGCCAUCAGAGAUCAAUGGACCAAGGGCCGCAAGCGAGUUAUGGCUUCUAUGCGUGAGAGGCAGGAGAAAGGAGGUAAUCUUGAGGAUCCGCCGACAAUGCUGGAUCAUUUGAGUAAUGGGAGGAAUGAGCACAUUGCGGAUGAUGUUGAGCUGCAGUUGUUGCAUCAGAUGACCUUGAUUGCUGUAGGGACUGUUACGACGUUUUCGUCGACGACGCAGGCUAUUUAUGACCUUGUGGCGCACCCAGAGUAUAUCCCUAUUCUUUGGGAGGAGGUCAAGUCAGUGCCGCGAGAUGAGAAUGGGAAUUUUACGAAGGACUCGACGGUGGCCAUGGACAAGCUUGACAGCUUUCUCAAAGAGAGUCAGCGCUUUAAUUCACCUGAUCUCACAACCUUCCAGCGCGCAGCUAUCGCAGACAUGAAGCUCCCAGAUGGCACAUUCGUUCCUAAAGGCACCAAACUAGAAAUCAAUACUUGUUCCAUUCACAAAGACCACGAGCUGUAUGAGAACCCAGAGGAGUUUGAUGGUCUGCGCUUUCACAAAUGGCGCAAAGCCCCUGGCAAGGAAAAGAAGUACAUGUAUUCCAGCAGCGGGACGGAUGAUCUGUCCUGGGGCUUUGGACGACAUGCGUGCCCGGGGAGAUAUCUCAGCGCCAUCAACAUCAAGCUCAUCAUGGCGGAGCUGUUGAUGAACUAUGAUAUCAAGCGGCCCGAUGGAGUGAGUCGGCCCAAGAAUAUCGAGUUUGAAGUAUUGUGCUCUCCUGAGCCGGACUUUGAGAUCCUGUUUAAGGACAGGAAUCAUUAG
Molecule: messenger RNA, 1503 nt
Organism: Fusarium fujikuroi IMI 58289
Lineage: Eukaryota; Fungi; Ascomycota; Sordariomycetes; Hypocreales; Nectriaceae
Product: related to cytochrome P450 monooxygenase
Exons: 8
Coding region: 1-1503 (500 amino acids)
Molecular function (GO): monooxygenase activity; oxidoreductase activity, acting on paired donors, with incorporation or reduction of molecular oxygen; heme binding
Source: RefSeq, a predicted model, not a curated record